Molecule: messenger RNA, 4272 nt
Organism: Zygotorulaspora mrakii
Lineage: Eukaryota; Fungi; Ascomycota; Saccharomycetes; Saccharomycetales; Saccharomycetaceae
Gene: MET5
Product: sulfite reductase (NADPH) subunit beta
Exons: 1
Coding region: 1-4272 (1423 amino acids)
Biological process (GO): sulfate assimilation
Cellular component (GO): sulfite reductase complex (NADPH)
Molecular function (GO): heme binding; sulfite reductase (ferredoxin) activity; iron-sulfur cluster binding
Source: RefSeq, a predicted model, not a curated record
AUGACCUCCCCAACGGUUAUUGGGAGUUUGGCUCAGCUGUCCGAAUCUGUGCCUUCGAAAAUUUUCUAUACGAGCAUAUUGAAGGAUUCUAAUCACGAACUUUCGGAACACAAAAGUGCUAUUAGAUUACUCGAAAACAAUGAUCCGUUCAGUGAGAUAAUCGAGAAUCUGUCUAAAGAUACAUUAACAACAAUUUUUACGGGCUCUUCCGCACUUUUAAAGUCAUUACCCCAUCUAUACUCUUUGAAGGGAUUCCCUGCUGUGAUAAAUGUGGAAAUUGAACUGCAGGACUACUCUGUCAUUCCUUCUUUUAGAGACCUUUCUUUACCAAUUUUUGUGUCCAGCGAUUUAGAAGCGGUUUUGGAAAAUGGCAAAUCUUCUGUAACAAUUGCUGCAUCAACUUUGACACCUGUUUUGCAUUUUGUCAACUGCAACAAUCUUCCAAGCAAAAUUGACGAGUCUUUAAAUUUGGAUGUAACUGUAACCCAAGUUGCGGAGGAAGCUUCAGAUUUGGAGCAUGAUCAAUUCAAUAAUUUCAAAUUAUUAAAGGAAUCAGCAACUGAUUCUGUUUUAAUUGCAAAUUUAUCCCAAUACGGUAAGGAAUUUUCUAAAGUUUUGCCAUCAAAUGUUUCACUUCUGGAUAUUAAUUGUUAUAGACCUUGGAAUUACAGUCAAUUCUUAGAAAUAUUGCCCGCGUCAAUAAGAAAAAUUGUGGUUAUUCAAGGAUCCAAUUUAAAAUCGGAUACUAAUGGAUUUGAGCCCUUACUCUUGGAUUUUUUCACAGAUUUUAAUACUUUGAUCGAAAGAGAAAUCGAUCAAAUUUUGAUAACGAAUGUUGGCCAAUUAAAAGAUAUUAAAGGUGCAUUAGCCGAAAUUGUUUCCAAUGUAAGAUCGGAAAAGCCGGAACUUUCCUUAUAUGUUGGAAAUCCAGUUGGUAACCUUGAUGCUAUGAAGAAACUAAACCAAUCUAUUGACAAGGCAAUGUCAUUGGAGAGUGCUUAUUCCAAAGUACUUCAGCAACUUUUUACCUCACAUCUCAAUGUGUUGAAUGAGUAUUCUAGUCCUAGUGUUCAAAGUAAUAAUCCCGAGUUUGGUUUUGGUCGCUUUUUAAGUGAAGAAGAAAAACGUCAACAACUUUUGUCUUUAGUGAAGAAAUCACUAGAUGCUUCAUUAUACGCAUUCGAUGAAGCCGCACAAUUUGUUCAACUCUUAUCGAAAUGGAUUUCCUUUCAUGAUGCGACUCUCGAUGAGUUUUCUUUUAAAGAAGCAAAUGGAAUUGGGUCGCAGAUCUUUAAUACUCUGCAAGAGAACCAGGAUUCAAAAAUUGUGCUAGACCUCUUGAAGAUAGCACCAAAGGAGGACGACUAUUUAUUUAAAUCUAAUUGGUUAAUAGGUUCAGACGCUUGGUCUUAUGACUUAGGGAACUCAGGUGUCCAUCAAGUUCUAUUUUCAAAGAAGAAUAUCAAUAUUCUUUUACUUGAUUCGGAACCAUAUGAUAAAGCCAAAGAAUCCACUCAAAGGAAAAAAGAUGUAGGCCUUUACGCCAUGAAUUCAGGCGAGGUUUUUGUUGCUUCGGUUGCUGUUUAUUCUUCGUACACUCAAUUGUUAACUGCCUUUCUUGAAGCAGCCAAGUUUAACGGUCCAUCCAUAGUUUUGGCUUAUUUGCCAUACCAUUCAGAAACAGACUCUCCUCUAGAAGUACUCAAGGAGACUAAAAAUGCUGUCGAAUCUGGGUAUUGGCCAUUAUACAGGUAUGACCCAAAACAAGAAAACGAGGAAGAUGUUUUCAAACUAGAUUCCUCCAUCAUUAGAAAGGAGUUACAGGCAUUCUUGGAUCGGGAAAAUAAGCUGACACUUUUAUCAAGCAGGGCACCUGACUUAGCAAGAAACUUGAAGCAAUCUGCAAGUGACAAAAUCACAGCCAAGCAGGACAGAAGAGCUAAAAUUGCGUACGAUAAAUUACUUGAAGGCCUAUCAGGUCCUCCUUUACAUAUUUAUUUUGCAUCAGACGGUGGUAAUGCCUCCUCAUUAGCAAAAAGAUUGGGUACAAGAGCUGCUGCAAGAGGGUUGAAAGCUACUAUAUUAUCAAUGGAUGAUAUAAUUUUAGAAGAUCUUCCUGGUGAGGAAAAUGUUGUCUUCAUCACCUCCACUGCUGGUCAAGGUGAGUUUCCGCAAGAUGGUAAAUCAUUCUGGGAGUCUGUGAAGUCAACCACCGAUUUAGAUUUAGCUUCCAUAAACUUUUCUGUUUUUGGUUUGGGUGAUUCUUUGUAUUGGCCACGUAAAGAAGACAAGCAUUUCUACAAUAGACCUGCUGCCAUGUUGUUCAAAAGACUGGAAUUUUUAGCAGCAAAUCCUUUGGUUCCUCUUGGACUGGGUGAUGAUCAAGAUGCAGAUGGCUAUCAAACUGCUUAUGGUCCAUGGGAAACUGAGCUAUGGUCUGCACUUGGCGUUUCAAAUGCAGAUGUUCCAGAUGAGCCAAAGCCAGUUAAUAAUGAAGAUAUGAAACUCGCAUCAAAUUAUCUUAGAGGUACAAUCGUUGAAGGUUUGGCUGACGAUUCUACCGGUGCUAUACAUGCUUAUGACCAACAAUUGACCAAGUUUCAUGGGAUUUAUAUGCAAGAUGAUCGUGAUAUUAGAGAGACACGGAAAUCCCAAGGAAUUGAACCCUAUUAUAUUUUCAUGGCAAGAGUUCGUUUACCAGGUGGUACAGCAACUCCUGAACAAUGGCUUGUUUUGGACAAGCUAGCUGAUGAAACUGGAAAUGGUACCCUCAAACUGACUACAAGAGCCACUUUUCAAUUGCACGGUGUUGUCAAAAGGAAUUUAAAGCAUACCAUUAGAUCAAUGAACUCAACUUUAAUGGAUACAUUGGCUGCUUGCGGUGACGUCAACAGAAAUGUUAUGGUGUCUGCAUUACCAGGCAAUGCUAAGGUCUUCAGUCAAGUCUCAGCUGUUGGAACUCAAAUUUCAGAGUACUUCUUACCAAAGACAACGGCUUAUCAUGAAAUCUGGUUAAGUGGUGAAGAUGAACGUGACUAUGAUCCUAACUGGCCAUCCAUUUUCGAAAAUAGAAAAGAAGGUCCUACGAAGAAAAAGACAUUGGUCAGCGGAAAUGCUUUGGUUGAUGUCGAGCCUCUUUAUAGUAAAGUUUAUUUGCCAAGAAAGUUCAAGGUCAAUAUUACUGUUCCGCCCUUUAACGAUGUUGAUGUAUGGUCAAUUGACCUCGGUCUAGUUGCUAUCAUCGAUGAAACCACACAAAAUUUGGAGGGUUUCAAUAUGUAUGUUGGAGGUGGUAUGGGUACUACUCAUAAUAAUAAGAAGACGUAUCCAAGAACAGGUUCCUGCUUCGGUUUUGUAUCACAGGAAGAUGUAAUUAGUGCAAUUGAAGGUGUAAUGAUUGUUCAAAGAGACAACGGUGAUCGUGCCAACCGUAAGCAUGCCCGUUUAAAGUAUACUAUUGAUGAUAUGGGUGUCGAAACUUACAAAGAGAAGGUUGAAGAGAUAACAGGUAAGAAAUUCGAACCUGCAAGAUCAUUCAAAAUUGACUCCAAUCACGAUGUCUUCGGUUGGGUAAAAGACGAAACCGGCUUGAAUCAUUUCACUGUAUUUAUUGAAAAUGGUAGAGUAGAAGAUACGGUCGACAUGCCACAAAAGGCAGGUCUAAGGAAAAUUGCUGAGUAUAUGCAAAAAACCAAAUCUGGUCAAUUUAGAUUAACAGGUAAUCAACAUUGUCUUAUUUCCAAUAUUAAAGAUGAGCACCUUGAUGACAUCAAGAAUCUCAUGAAAAAAUAUAAAUUAGACAAUACAGACUUCAGUGGAUUGAGACUAGCAUCGGCUUCAUGUGUUGGUCUACCAACUUGUGGUUUGGCAAUGGCUGAGUCUGAGCGUUAUCUACCACAACUUAUCACCAAAUUAGAAAAUAUCCUAGAAGAGUACGGUCUUCGUCAUGAUGCUAUCGUGAUGAGAAUGACCGGUUGUCCAAAUGGAUGUGCCAGACCCUGGCUAGCUGAGGUAGCACUAAUAGGUAAGGCACCUGACACCUACAAUAUGAUGUUAGGUGGUGGUUUCUAUGGUCAAAGGUUGAACAAAUUGUAUAAAGCCUCAAUUAAAGAAGAGGAAGUUAUUUCUAUCCUAAGCAAUUUGUUCAAGAGGUGGUCUUUGGAAAGAAAUGAGGGAGAGCAUUUCGGUGACUUCCUUAUCCGCGUUGGUGUUAUCAAACCAACUACAGAAGGUAAAUUUUUCCACGAUGACAUCGCUGAAGAAGCAUUUUAA